Molecule: messenger RNA, 2001 nt
Organism: Pseudozyma hubeiensis SY62
Lineage: Eukaryota; Fungi; Basidiomycota; Ustilaginomycetes; Ustilaginales; Ustilaginaceae
Exons: 3
Coding region: 1-2001 (666 amino acids)
Biological process (GO): poly(A)+ mRNA export from nucleus
Cellular component (GO): nucleus
Molecular function (GO): RNA binding; protein binding
Source: RefSeq, a predicted model, not a curated record
AUGCCCUCGAGAGGUGGAGGACGAGGUGGGCACACCAUCGCCGGAGCUGCGCUUCGAAAUGCUGGUCUGGUCGGCGAUGGAGACGUAGGCAUGCGCGAUGCUGCUGGUCCAAGUAGGAGCAGAGCAGGAGGCCCCGGCGGUAGGAAAGGUCAACGAAAUGGCGGAGCAGAUCCAUCCAAUCCAAACGGGUCUGGCGGUUCGCUCCAGGGACGUCUCGCGCGGCAGCAGCGCGCGAAUCCGCUCGGCAAUCGUCCCCCAGCCAGGGGUAAGAAGGCUAUCAACGUCAACGAUGGGCUUAGGGCGGCCAACACUGCCGACACCGCCUCUGUUCUUAAAAGCAUCUCCUCACAAAAGUCUCGAGCACAAGGAGGUGGUCGUAUACCUGGCGGCGGCAACAUCAUCUUUGCCGGCAACGACAUGCCAAAGACACAAAACGUAGUCUCCCUCAUCAAGCGCUUCCUCGAGUCUCGAUGGAAUCCACAAGCAAAGUUUUUGAAUCUCGAAAAUAUGCGAGCAGAUCCCAUUCUUCAGGCAGAGGGCAUCAAGCCUCCAGGUGUCGCAGGCGCACCUAAGGAGCUCGGCAAUGUCAUCUGGAAGCUCUGCUCAGAGACCUACCCGGACGUCAUCACCAUCUCGCUAGCAAACAACGGCUUCCGAAGCUUGGGUCCCGUCAGCUCGUUGCCCGUCUACUUUCCAAACUUGCAAAAUCUGUCGCUGGAGGGCAACGAGCUCAAAUGGACAAAGGACCUCGACACUCUUGCAGCUAGAAAGAGCAAGCUCACCAAUCUGAAGGAGCUGUUACUGACAGGUAACCCGGUGCAUGCAAGUGCAAUUGCUGCGGGUAAUGAGGAAGGCUAUCGACGUGAAGUCCUCUCCAAGUUCCGCCAACUCACCAUGCUCGACCAAAAACCUGUCACACCCACCGAGUCGGGCUUCGCCAACCUGCCCUCGUCAGUCAAAUCAAAAAAGGUCGAUGCGGAUGCUGCCCAGGUUCCUCUACGCAACUUUCCCAUUGGAAACAAGCCGGGCUUCGUGGAUGCCGAAGCCGGUGCCAUCAUGCCCAACUUUCUUUCCAAAUUCUUCACGCUCUACGACUCUGACAGGAACCAGCUCAGCGAAGCAUAUGCGCCAUUGGCCCAAUUCUCAUACUGCCUCAACGUCGUACCGCCACCCCGGGCUCGUGCAGCCGGCUUCCUGCAUACCAUGCCUCAUCAAAAGGAGCUCAAUUUCGACCGGUAUCAAGACAAUGGCAACCGCAAUCUGAUGCGCGUUCAUACUCCUAAAGGCCGCAACCUGUCUCUCCACCACGGUGUCGGCUCGAUUCUUGCCACCUUCAGGAAGCUGCCCAAGACGUCCCAUCCCCUCAACGACGCAUCCAAGUUUGUCGUCGACGCCUGGGUUCUCCCGAACAAUGUGAUCGGCGCCAGAAUCAAGGGCGAGGAACGUCCGGAGGCCUUGCUCUACAUCAACGUCCACGGCGAGUACGCCGAAGCACCCAGCCAAGGUAUUCGCUCCUUCGACCGUACCUUUGCGGUAGCACCCGUACCACCUGAUAGCUCAGCCGCGGCAGCUGGCUGGCCUUGCGUCAUUCUGUCCGACCAGCUUGUAGUUCGUCACUACUCGAGCCCUUCCGCUUGGGCACCUGAUAGUCUGCCGACGGGCGAGGUGACCGCCGAGCAGACGCAAGCGCUGCAAUCAGCACAGCAAGGGGCUCAAGCCCCGCUUGCGUCUCAGCCAACUGCACCAGCCCCUGGACCAGCCGCCGCAGUCGCCGGCGGUGGUGGUCUGCCAGCCCAUCUGCAGAACCAGGCUUCCGCAGCAGGCCUGAACGAACAGCAACACGCCAUGUCGCUGCAAUUGGCUGCUCAAACCGGCCUCAUCUAUCCCUUUGCCGUACAGUGCCUGCAAGAGAAUGGAUGGGACUAUACCCUCGCAUUCACUAACUUUCAGAAUCUGAAGGCGAGCAAUGCGAUUCCACCACAGGCGUUUGCUCCUGCGUGA